Papaver somniferum (opium poppy) is the source of this 519-nucleotide messenger RNA. RefSeq lists its product as uncharacterized. NCBI's taxonomy places the organism in Eukaryota, Viridiplantae, Streptophyta, Magnoliopsida, Ranunculales, Papaveraceae. The record is from RefSeq and is a predicted model, not a curated record. The transcript has a single exon. Gene Ontology annotation, molecular function: nucleic acid binding. Gene Ontology annotation, biological process: DNA integration. The coding region runs from base 1 to 519 and encodes 172 amino acids.
AUGUUGUUUAACACCUAUAACAUCCGCAAAAGCAAGGCUACGCCUAUUUACCCGCAAAGUAAUGGGAAAGACGAGAUCACAAACAAAACCAUAGCCGACAACCUAAAGAAGAAGUUGGAUGGAGAAUAUGGCGAGUGGUGCGAGGAGCUCUACAAUGUUCUAUGGGAAUAUAGGACCACCCGCUGGGGCGCAACAGGCUUAUCACCCUUCAUGCUAACAUAUGGGACCGAAGCUAUCCUCCCAACUGAGGAAAUGAUACCUACUACAAGGACUAAGGCGUGGAGAAGGAACAUCUCGACAUACCUCAUUUUGGCUAAGCUGGAUGAUUUAGAAGAAACUAGAGAAAUGGCCCUACAAAAAAUGGAGAACUACCAAAGGAGGUUACAACGUGAAUACAACAAAUGGGUUCGACCGAGAGAAUUUCAACUUGGAAAAUUGGUAUUGAAGGAGCUACCAGUUAUGAACGAGAUAAGAAGGGUGGGAAGUUGGCGGCAAGAUGGGGCGGACCCUACACUAUAG